Molecule: messenger RNA, 534 nt
Organism: Schistocerca americana (American grasshopper)
Lineage: Eukaryota; Metazoa; Arthropoda; Insecta; Orthoptera; Acrididae
Exons: 2
Coding region: 1-534 (177 amino acids)
Biological process (GO): chromatin remodeling
Cellular component (GO): nucleus
Source: RefSeq, a predicted model, not a curated record
AUGUCAGUCAGCUCUUCACAGCCUGACGAAAAAACCAAAGACAAAAAUGGAGUGGGGUUUGUGUUUCACAAAGACAUUGACCCAGUUACAGAUGUGAGCUUUGUAAGUGAAAGGAUAAUUAGAACAAGAGUGAACUUGGGAAAGAAUAGUUUUACUGUACUUAAAGUAUACACACCUCAGCAAGGGUGCAGUGAGGAAGAAAAAACGAAAUUACUUGAAGACCAAGUAAGAGAAGAUAACAUUAUGAUAAUUGGGGAUCUUACUGCUCAGAUCGGCACAGAUAGAAAUGGAUAUGAGGUGGUGAUGGGCACUUUUGGAUACGGAAGACGUAAUGUUGAGAGUAAAGAAAUUCUAUAUCUGUGCACAAGGAAUCAUCUUUUAGUGAUGAAUACAUUCUUCAAGAAACCAGGUAGCCAUAAGAUUACUAGGUAUGGCUGGGAUGGCAAAUCUAAGACAGUUAUAGACUAUAUAUUAAUGGACAAAUUAAUUGGAGGAAAAGUAAGGGGGACAGUCAUACCAAGUGAGCCCUUAUAG